Messenger RNA from Exophiala oligosperma, 1422 nucleotides. RefSeq lists its product as uncharacterized. Bases 1 to 1422 code for a protein of 473 amino acids. The transcript has 4 exons. Lineage: Eukaryota; Fungi; Ascomycota; Eurotiomycetes; Chaetothyriales; Herpotrichiellaceae. The record is from RefSeq and is a predicted model, not a curated record. Gene Ontology annotation, biological process: regulation of DNA-templated transcription; DNA-templated transcription. Gene Ontology annotation, molecular function: zinc ion binding; DNA binding; DNA-binding transcription factor activity, RNA polymerase II-specific.
AUGGAGAACCCGAAACAAUCAAAGCAGAUGGGUGGCCACGACACCCUUUUUGACAGCAGCACACCAGCACCUUUCAAAUGCCGUUACUGUCACCAUCGGUUCAAACGCAGUGAUCACUUGAAACGACAUCUCAAUCUACAUACCAAUCGAUCCAGAUAUCGGUGCCCGUGUGGCCAGAUAUUCGUCAGGCCCGAAGUUCUAGGUCGACAUCUUCGAUCAUGUCCGCCGGCACAGAGUCGACGGGGACAUGAUGUUUCGGCGGGUACGAGGAUGAAAAAGGCAUGCGACAGAUGCGCAUCCAUGAAGUUGAAAUGUGAUUCUCAACAACCGUGUGCGAGGUGUCGUGCCAAAUUUGUCGAGUGCAGAUACACCCGAGGAGGCUAUACCGAUCGAUACGAGGCGUAUCGUGUGAAACACGACGAUGAAAACCAUUGUCUCGUCCAUGCUGAUCGGCCAGAAUGGACCACGACAUCAGCAUCAGGACCGCCUGACGUCGAAAAGGGACUUCAACAAACGGAGGGACAUUCUGAUGACCCGCCACACUAUCCCCGGUCUACUUCUGUGGUCUUGUCGGACUCACCACAAGUCCCUGACAUGUCCAAUGGCUUCUCAAAUGACCUCUUCCCAACCGACCACUAUGGUUUGGUACCAUCUUCCUCCACCUUACCCGGACUUGACUUUGGGAUGGGAAAUGAUAACCUCCUCUCACCAACCCAGGACGCUUCUUCAUGGUUCUUUGCACCUUUUUUGGAUCUGGAUCAAACUGACUUUUUCGGUUUUACACAAGACCAACCUCCGACCGUUGACAUUAUCUCGGCAUCGACAGAGUCCCACAAUCACAAACGAGGGUUCUCGUUGGGACAAUCCGACCCUGUCGAAGCCCAAUGUACCCUCGUCAGAGAUUUACUACAGAAAUGUGGUCCAAAGUACCUUGAAAGUGCGGCGGCCUUGUCGACACGCGAAACAUUUGUGCAAAGCCACAAACUUUACGGAGCUCAUUUCCAGUACCAUUAUCCUCUCAUACACGUUCCGACACACAACGUCGCAGAUUGUCCACCGGUGCUUCUCUCGGCGAUGGUUCUUACCGGCGCUCUUUAUUCCAAGGCCACUGUUCCCGCCUCACAUAUCUCGGGAAUGGUCCAGAGACUUCUUUUGGUCAUGUUCAACGAUCCCGCCGAAAUGAGUCUGAACCAACCAGAUAUACCCACUGUGCAAGCAUGUCUGAUACUGUGCAUGCUACUCGCACUUUCUCGUGACUCCGUGGCAAACCAGUCAUGGUCGUUACUCUUCCCUCGGGUCCAUUCAAUGGCAGAGAGACUGGGGGCUUUCAGAAUAGAGGAAGAUCCAGUCGACUACGACACUUUGACAUUGGAGACCUUUGAUUGGGUCUCCUGGGUUCGACAAGAGUCUCUACGGAGGUAG